AUUGCUGUAUUUCAUUCAUUUAUACAGCUGACAACCCCGUUGUUCAAGUGAGAUGUCCGUAUUAUCGUAAAUUCGUAAAUUAUUACGGAUUGUCUUAGUUUUGCAUUAUAAUAUUUCUUGUUCACGUUGUAUUAAACCGUUAAAUAUAUUGGAUUAUUAAGAUGGAUAAAAGGAAACUAUCGACUGCGGGGGACAGCCUGUAUCAAAUACUGCAGGUCCCAAAAACGGCUACACAAGACGAUGUCAAGAAAAGCUAUCGGAAAUUAGCGUUAAAAUAUCAUCCUGAUAAAAAUCCCAACAAUCCUGAAGCUGCCGAGAAAUUCAAAGAAGUGAAUCGUGCACAUACGAUUCUAAGUGAUGCCACGAAACGGAAUAUAUAUGAUAAUUAUGGAUCUCUUGGUCUUUACAUUGCUGAGCAAUUCGGCGAAGAAAACGUCAACGCCUAUUUCGUAGUGACAAGCACUUGGUGCAAGGCCCUGUUUAUUGUUUGCGGCAUUUUGACCGGAUGCUACUUCUGCUGCUGCCUCUGCUGUUGUUGCAAUUGCUGCUGUGGCAAAUGCAAACCACGUCCGCCCGAGGAGUCUGGUGAUUACCACACACUGGAGCGGGAUGAUUCAGAUGGCGUGCAAGCCGUGACUGUGCAGCCGGGUGGAGAAGGCCGCCCCAAGGGUGAACAGGCGCCUCCCAUUGCCAUGCCUGCACCUCCUCCAGCUGGAGCUUCAGAAAACACCGGUUUGAACACAGGAAGCAGUAUUCCAAAAUACACAUGAAGUAUUUACAACUAGUCUAACAUUAUUUGUAAGAGAAACGAGGAACGUACUUGUAUAACCACCAGCAUGAACAUAGGUACAGAUGUAAGCCUAAAUAAAGUUAUUGUUCAUCAUUUUAAAAUAUUUUUUAUACGUUUAUUAUAACAUUUUAUUAUAAUUUUCACUUUAAAAUAUAUUAUACAUCGUAACAUUGUUUUUAUUAAUCAAUGUUUAUUAAAAAUGUGAAUUCGAUUCUUGCCGUAGAUUAAAAAAAAUUGGUGAUGGUGACUAGGAUUUUAGAUACUGUUAAUUUAGAGAUUAAACUUGUAAAAGGCCAUAUAAAAUAAUCAGCAUGUACCUAUGUAUAUUCAUGUAAAUAUUAUUAUUGUGUGACUAUAUCCAAACUUGUUUCACACGUAAGAUUUUUAAAUGAUAUCUAGUUUACAUUAUACUCGUAUAGUACGAAUAGUUCAAUGAUUGAUGUAUUUAUACUAUGUAUUACCAAAAAUAUUCGUCCAGGGCUUCCUGCAUAGAUUGCAUUUGCUUGUAGAUUGUUAUUGGCUGUUAGCGCAUCUAUGGCACUGUAUUAUCGUAGCUAUUCUGGUUGUAAUAUUUAUAUUACGUACUGAUAUUAUGUAAAUAAAGUAUAACAUUACACACCAA
Molecule: messenger RNA, 1412 nt
Organism: Spodoptera frugiperda (fall armyworm)
Lineage: Eukaryota; Metazoa; Arthropoda; Insecta; Lepidoptera; Noctuidae
Gene: Csp
Product: dnaJ homolog subfamily C member 5
Exons: 2
Coding region: 162-770 (202 amino acids)
Biological process (GO): regulation of neuromuscular synaptic transmission
Cellular component (GO): type Is terminal bouton
Source: RefSeq, a predicted model, not a curated record